Messenger RNA from Acaulospora morrowiae, 264 nucleotides. NCBI's taxonomy places the organism in Eukaryota, Fungi, Glomeromycota, Glomeromycetes, Diversisporales, Acaulosporaceae. The record is from the annotation of a GenBank genome assembly.
AUGAGCGAACGACAUUCUUCAUUUGUGAAAGAUGGAUGGAUCCAGAAUGACAUAAAUUUAUUGGUGGACUCAUUAAACACUCACCAAGGAGACUUCAAUAUGGCCGCCAAAAUUGUGGGGCGUUCUGCUUUCGAGUGCCAUAAAAAGUGGAAAAAGGAUCUGAGGGACGUGACAAGUUUUCCUGUAAGAGUAAAUUUCCCAAGACGAAGACAUGUUCCAGUUGCAUUAAAUGCACGCACACAAGUAUGUAUGCAUACUCGGUAA